AUGCUUGUGAAACUCGCUUUUCCAACGCUAUCGUCUGAUUAUCCGGACGUUGACAUGCUGAGGUGUAAAGAGGUGAAUAGUUUCGCCACCGAGUGCAUUUUGCCUCGUCGCCCAAAAAGAAAUCUUUCGCCUGUGCCGGAGGAUAAGGAAUGCAGUAAUACAGAAUUAAAAAAGGCGUGCAGAAUGGUUCACAGGAGACGUAAGCACAGAAAACAGUGCUUGAAGUUACCAGCGCUGCUUGAACAUGACGAAUGUUGA
This is a messenger RNA of Arctia plantaginis, 258 nucleotides long. Lineage: Eukaryota; Metazoa; Arthropoda; Insecta; Lepidoptera; Erebidae. The record is from the annotation of a GenBank genome assembly.